Messenger RNA from Chaetomium fimeti, 4522 nucleotides. RefSeq lists its product as uncharacterized. Gene Ontology annotation, cellular component: cytoplasm; mitotic actomyosin contractile ring. Gene Ontology annotation, biological process: mitotic division septum assembly. Bases 162 to 4304 code for a protein of 1380 amino acids. The transcript has 2 exons. The record is from RefSeq and is a predicted model, not a curated record. NCBI's taxonomy places the organism in Eukaryota, Fungi, Ascomycota, Sordariomycetes, Sordariales, Chaetomiaceae. Gene Ontology annotation, molecular function: protein binding.
AUGGCUCCUCGUUGCAACUCCACAUUUGCUUGUCGAGCAAUUCGAGAGGCUGGUGCCGUCAUAACCCGCCCCGUCCUGGACCUUCGCACUUCGUCAUUUUUGCGACAAAUCGACCCGGGAUCGAUCGAGACAAAGGGGACCGUCCGAACUCAUCCACAACAAUGGUUCUAACACCGCCACCCUUGCCAAUGCGCUUCCCGUGUUGGGUGCGCGCAGUGUACUCGUGGGGAGGAGAGUCUAAACGUGAUCUCGGCUUCAUUGAAGGCGAUCUGAUUGAGUGUCUCAACGCAGGUGACGGCUCAUGGUGGACUGGAAGGCUAUUUCGUGACAAGCGAGCAGUGGGCGUGUUUCCGUCAAACUUCGUCGAGGUAUUGCCGGACACCUUCCGUCCCACGACUAGAUCCGUCAGCCCACUGCCCAACAGCAACACACCCAGCCCCAGGGGCACUCCCCAAAAAUCGAGGACCUUCCGCAAACCCUUCGAGGCAUACGCCAAGGCGCCGCACUACACAACAGCCAAGACACCCGAGACCUGGAAGGAUGGCAUCCGGCCACGCGAUGCAGCAGAGGCGUUGAGGGACGGAGCAGCUCGAUCUCGCGACAACUCGAGGAAUUCAGUUGAUCUCACGAGCGUAGCUCCUGCUGCCAGUUUCAAAGGGGGUCGCUCUCCCUCACGGGCCCCCACCCAUAUUGGGCGAGACCCCUCUCCAGCUCCAGCCAGAGCACCCAGCCAUAUCGCGCAGGAUCAUUCCCCAUCACGAUCUCCUAGCCAUGUUGCUCGAGACUACUCUCCUGGAAGAACUCCGAGUUAUAUCGGACGGGAGCCAUCACCACAGGUCCCGAUUCAUGCUAAUCGGGAUCCCUCUCCUGCUCCGGUUCCCGGCUACGUGAACCGGGAUCCCUCUCCUGCUCGGGCUUCUACCUACGUCAACCGGGAUCCCUCUCCUGCUCGGGCUUCCACCUACAUUAACCGGGAUCCCUCCCCUUCCAGGGCUCCCACCUACGUCAACCGGGAUCCCUCCCCUUCCCGGGCUCCCAGUUACGUUAACCGAGACCCUUCUCCUUCCCCAGCGGCCGGCUACGGUAGCCGGGAUCCCUCUCCUCACCGGGCGCCUAGCUACGUCGGUCGAGAUCCUUCCCCUUCACGAGCUCCUAGUUUUGGCUCCAGGGGGCCUUCCCCUACCCCGUCAUACAUACCUUACCGGCCGCCACAAACUCGCCAGCACGCUUACCAUCUCAGCCUGGACCAGGUAGAGCCCCACCGGCCUGCCAUACAAGGAGGUGAUUCCCCUCCACCACCACCACCUCCGCCGCACCGCUCGAAGCUGGCGAAGCAUGGGACUCAUGCGUCAUACGACGAGGGCUACUAUGGAGGCCUCUCGAAGGAACCGUCCGCACUAUCUAGGGAGCACUCCAAUGCGUCGUAUUACAGGCCGCGACAGGAUUCGAAUGCAUCAUACGAGCCCCCAGUUACGGCUACGGGGUAUCAUACCCCCAGGAUGCCAUCCCCGUGCCCCCCUUCGCCCGGCGGUUUAACCCCAUCUCCGUUGAGAGAGGCGAUGGACGACGUGAUGGAGCAACUUGAUGCGCUAGGGGCUGGUCGAGAGGCCGAAUCCCCUGGACCACCACCGGCGUUGGACCCUUGGUCCCCAGAGUCUUUCGACAUGGUACACCACCUUUCGAGAAAGAAGAAAGACCCGCAACAGCGCCCAAUAUCCACAGCCGGAAUUCCGAUGCUUCCCACAGACGAAGGAUACGAGACAUACAGCGGAAGUGCGGAAUCUUCUCAAGAACCCACUCCUCAAGACGCCCACCAACAACCGCUCCCUCAGCUCAGCAACUAUGUCGAACGGAUGGAGUCGCGGUUGAAGACCAUGCAUCAACAAAAUUCUAGCACGCUUGACGUGGAGGACGAGCCACCCCCUCCACCCCCCAAGCGCGGUCAUCUGUUCGACCGUCCCAAGUCCACGAUAGACAUAGACGCACAGCCGGAGCAGAAGCUCCGGAAUAAGAAGUCGGCUUACGAGAUCAGCCGGCAGGUCCUCAAUAGGACCUUUACCACCAAAACAAACUCGACAAAUAGCUCGUCAGCCACACAAAACACUGAUCGUAGUUUGAUGAGCGGCGUGUCGGCCGGAGGGAUAAGCGCCACAAGCGCCGGGAGCCUCGCGAGGAAGAACCGGAGCAGGGCUCAGAGUGCGCUUGCCAUGCGGGACCUCGAUUCGGACCGGCCCGGCACGCCCUUCACCGGAGUCACAUACCACAGCAGCCAUGCAUCGGGCGACUCGCGGUCCAAAUCACAAAUGGGCCUGCACGAUGACCCCAUGGCCGCGGUGGGUGGCCUUGUUUCUCCGAAGCCCAAAAAACAAAACUUUAUCAAGCGUAUCCUCGAGUCUGCCAAGACUGGCGUUGCGAGCACCAGGGGAAGCAUCGCAACUGCGAGCUCUGCCCAGACGCCUUCGGGUCGAUCAACGCCCUCCCUUCCCACUCUCUCCGGGCCCCUGUUUAGCAGACCGGGGCGAGAUUCGGGCAGAGAGAUGGGGCUCGGCGGCGGUGUGGAUUGGGUCCAGGUGCGGCGCGAUGUCAAUCGAUCCAAUUCGCUGAGCCAGAACGAGCUCUUGGAGAGAAGAGAGAGGUGCCAAAUGCUGGAUUACCCUGCAUUAGACCCGGUGGAUGAGCUAUACAGCAGCAUUGACGGGGAUGAGGGAGUCGACGGAAUGCCGGUGGCCGAGCCAGUAAACUACAGCGCCAUCAACCUGAGCCAGGUUGACAAGAACUCGCGAUUCUUGGCAAACCUCCCUCCGACCACUACACCGAUUACGCUGGCGACGACGUACGUCUGCCGGCCCUACCGUAGUGACGUCCAACGCCUGCGGUCCAUAUUCACCUGGGUGUCCGAAAAGAUCUCAUGGGAAGAGGACUUUGACGGCCCCAUUGACACGCGGCGGGUGAUACAGACGAAGCGUGCGUCUGCCGAGGAGUAUGCAACUCUCGUGUUGGAGAUGUGCGCAGCGGUCGGAUUGGGCUGCGAGAUUGUCCGCGGGUACCUGAAAUCUCCGGGGGAGAUCUCAGAUGUCAACAUCAUGCCCCGGUCCAACCACUGGUGGAACGCGGUGCUAGUCGAUAACGAAUGGCGGUUUAUGGACUGUUGCCUUGCUAGCCCUUCCAACCCGCGCCGUAUCCUCUACUCGAGCUACAACAGCUCGUCCGCCGACCCGUGGUGGUUCCUAGCGCGCCCCGUCGAGAUGUGCUGGACGCAUAUCCCCGAGCACCACGAGCAACAGCACAUCUGCCCGCCCGUGGCCCAUGAUGUUCUCCUCAACCUGCCCUGCGCCUGCCCGCCAUACUUCAACAACGAGCUGGAGAUGAUCGAUUACAACACCUCGCUCACUCGGAUCGAGGAUCUCGAGAUGGUGCACAUCAAGUUCAGCGUCCCGGCCGACGUCGAGGUAGCAGCUGAAGUCGAAGUGCGCAGUUUCUCGCGUGACGCGGACGGCGACUGCUUCGAGUCGGGCGAGACAGUCAAGAAGCGGGCGCUGGCGCAGGCGGAAUGGUUCAACGGAACCAAACGCUACACCAUCAAGGCCCUGCUCCCGGGUGAUGAGGGUACCGGCACGCUCAAGGUGUACGCCGGUAAGCGCGGGCUCAUGCACAGCAUCAAAGACAUCCCGCACCCGCUCGCGUUCGCCCUGCCCAUCAUCCACACGGGCGAGAACCCGCCGUACGAGUUCGUCACCCGCCACCCGACCCCCCACGCCCAGCGCCACGACAUCUACGUCGUCCAGCCCCAGUGCCAGCGCCUCGCGCUGAACAACACGUUCGUGUUUGCCAUCCGCCAGCACCCCAGCUCCCUGGGCAGCGCAUCCGCCUCGGCCGUCUCCCCGAUGACGCCGUCCUCCAACCCGGGCAACGCGAGCCCGAUCCCGUUCAUCCGGCCCGGCUCCGCCCUGAGCAUGACCAGCUCCAGCGCGGCGGGCUCCAACCCGAGCACCGUCAGCGGCGGGAGCGGCUCCUCGUCGUCGAAGAAGCCCGCCAAGCUCGCCAUCCAGACCCCCGGCGGCAAGAUCCUCCGCCUCAUGCGCAAGGAGGAACGGCGCGGCAUCGGCGGCGUCUUGGGCGGCGGCAGGGGCCCGGCGUCGCCCGCCGCGUCGGGACCGUUGCUGGGUGACGAUGAUGCUCCCGGUGACGGCGGGGUGUGGGAGACUAUUAUCAAGUGCUCGGAGCGUGGCGUCUGGCGCGGUUUGGUGCUUGCUGAUCGCACGGCGAGGUGGUGCGUUUUUGCGGAGUGGGUUUGUGAGGGCUAGUACUUUUGUACCUGAUGGCGCUUUUGAGAUGAGAUAUGCGGUUGGGAGGGUUUGGUUGGGGGUGGGUUCAUUUGUUGAUUAUGUUUGAUGAUGGGAAGAUCUGAAUGGCGGUGGGAUGGCUUGUUUAUAUUUUCUAUUCUCUGUGUGUGUGUGUGGAUAUGGCUGGACCUUUCCCCUCGGGUUGGCAAAGGGUUUCGGCGUAUGUACGGAUAGGGAUG